Coregonus clupeaformis (lake whitefish) is the source of this 2295-nucleotide messenger RNA. RefSeq names its product germ cell-specific gene 1-like protein. The coding region runs from base 862 to 1983 and encodes 373 amino acids. The transcript is spliced from 8 exons. The record is from RefSeq and is a predicted model, not a curated record. Gene Ontology annotation, cellular component: plasma membrane. Lineage: Eukaryota; Metazoa; Chordata; Actinopteri; Salmoniformes; Salmonidae.
CGUAGGAUCAUGGAUUUGCCUAAAGUGGAGCGUAAGAAAGGGUGGGAGAGAGAGGGAGAGAGAAUGUGACGAUGAAUGGAUAGAUAUAGGGAGCAAAGGGAGAGACAGUAACAGAUGGGUUUGUGAGGAUUAAGUGAAAUCUGGGUGGGUUUGUGAUAGAAACUCACCCAAGAAAGGCAGGAUAGUGAGGGAGAGAGAGAGGGAGAAAAGGUGAAGAAAGUUAAUCUGGUAGAGAGGACGGUGUGUAGAGGGUCGAUGUCUCUGAAGGGCUUGUAUGGUGGUUGGACAGACGUUACGAGCGUGGGAUUAAACAGAUUUACCUAGUACAGGGAGAUUAACACAGAUUAAUGAGGAUUACGGGUCAACUGUGAGAUAGAUUGAGAGAUUGGACUAAUCAUUAAAUCAAAUCAUAAUCUUCCUAAGAAAGCCAGGAAGAACUGAAUGUUUCCUGAGAAAAAGAAAGAAGACAGGAGAAAAGGAUUAGUGGUUGUAUAAAACGUGGUAAAAUUGAAGCGUUUAUCUUCCAGGACACAACUGUAUACCUGUAAACACAUGCCAAAUCCAUGUCAUGAUACUGGAAACAUGGGAUGUAGCAUACGGACGAAACAUUUAAAAUUUGCCUCCUCAUCAUUGUCACUGCCCUCACUCUAGCUGAUCUCUCGUCAGUCCUCUGUCAUCCCUGUACCCAUCCUCUAACCAGCCCCAUCACCCUGUUUCACCAUCAUUCGUCUCAAACUCCUCUUGAGACACCCUAUCUCUCGCUUCUUCUUUCCCCCGACCUGUCUCCCACCUCUCUGUCUGUCCAUCGGAGGGCCACUAUUUCUCCUAGCAGUGGCUUUCGCCCCACACCCAUAAGCCACCAUGCUGGAGAACAUGUCACGAUGCAAACGCUCCCUGCUCUCCCUAUCCCUGACCUCGCUGGCCCUGGCACUGUCCAUCCUGGCAUUCUGUACCUCGUACUGGUGCGAGGGGACCCACAAGGUUGCCAAGCCCCUCUGCCUCUCCCCGGUCAAGUUGAAGAACUGCGGGCAGAACAACAGCCAGCCAUACACCACAGAGAGUCCCACUCUGGACCCUAAGAAGCCGUCAAACAACAUCACCUUGUCGGAAAAGGAAGAGCAGGCGAGGCUUCAGAAAAAGGCCCUUGCCAAUGCAGUGCACUACAUCUGGGAGACAGGCGAGGAUAAGUACAUGCUACGCUACUUCCACACAGGUUUCUGGUUGUCCUGCGAGGCACACAACGAGGAGGAGAAGUGCCGGAGCUUCAUUGAAUUGACUCCAGGGGAGACACAAGGGGUGCUAUGGCUGUCAGUAGUAUCAGAGUUUGCGUACAUAGGCCUUUUGGCCAUGGGCUUUCUCCUCAUGUGGGUGGAGGUGCUGUGUCUCUGUGCCCGUAAGGAGAUGUACGCUCUCAAGAUCAAUGCCUUUGCCGCUAUAUGCACUGUCCUUUCAGGUCUGAUGGGAAUGGUGGCUCAUAUGAUGUACACCACAGUGUUCCAGAUGACUGUGAGCAUUGGGCCAAAAGAUUGGAGACCACAGACCUGGGACUACGGCUGGUCAUUUGUUCUGGCCUGGAUCUCCUUCAGCUGCUGCAUGGCGGCGGCUGUCUUCACCCUCAACUCCUACACCAAGACACUGAUAAAGAUGAAGCACCGCGCCCGCGUUCGUCUGGAGGAGGCCCGGGCGGCCAUCCAUGCACCCUCGUACGACGAGGUGUUGCAGGCGGUCGGGGGCGUCUGCUCAGUCAGCAGCCUGCUCCAGCACUGCCAGCAGGGGGCGUUGAUCGACCCCACGUGUGAGGGAAGGUGGCCGCCGGUGGGCCCCGGCCCAGGGGUUCCAGACCACAGAGGGCUGGUGAUGAUGGCUGGUGGCUGUGGGACAGAGGGGUGCGAGGACUGCGAGAGGGAGAUGGAUGAGAUUGAGGAAGCCCUGGAUAGGGAAGAGAGGGGGGAGAUGGAGGGAGAGGACUGUGAGAGGUUCUGAGGGAAGGGAGGAGGAGGGGUUAAAAAUAGGUUCUAGCCCUCUGAAACGUAUUUUUGUCUUUAAUUUUGUACAUGUUUUGGAUUGAACUGUGAAAUGGACUGUGCUUGAUUUCAGUCAUUGCAGUGAUGAUUAUUUCAGUACCUCAACCCCUGAAUUAAAUCUGAGUAGAUAAAGCUCUGUAAAACCACACACAGAGAGUGACAUGGAUUGUCUGGGUAGAGAUCAAUAGAGACAAUCGCUAAGAAAUGCCUGGCAUUGGCCACAUUUAACAUAUAUAUUAUAUAUCAUUUUUAUUCUAUUGUAUUGAUGGUA